Molecule: messenger RNA, 2034 nt
Organism: Echinostoma caproni
Lineage: Eukaryota; Metazoa; Platyhelminthes; Trematoda; Plagiorchiida; Echinostomatidae
Source: the annotation of a GenBank genome assembly
AUGUGUGCUUGCGCGCACUCUUUUUUGUUUUAUGAGGCACAAAAGUGUCCGGAAAGCCGGAACAUUGAAUUAUUUCCAGAUCUGGAACGGAAAUUUCAACUGGAGCCGGUAUCAACGGAUCUUUCGGUUGGUAAACGCCUUGUUUUGACAUGCAUUCCCCCCAAAGGCAAACCAGAUCCAGAGGUCUACUGGUUAAAAGAUGGAAAACGAGUGAACGGUCAGGCAUUCCCGCACAUACUGAUCAAUGAUUACAAUCACCUAAUCAUUGAAAAUUCAACCACUACGGACAGUGGAAACUAUACUUGCGUGGCGGAGUGUCUCGGUGUGGAAUAUCGUUACGCAAAUGCCAAAGUGAAUAUAUUCCCUUAUCCUCCUCCCGUAUCCGCCAGUGGUCUCGAGCGUCACCCAGCAGCAGCCGCUAUACCUUCGCCCAGUGCAUCGAAUGGAUGGACUGAGUGGAGUCCAUGUGCAUGGUCUGCCGUUCAAAAUCCUCUGACCGAGUCACGCCAAUGUCAACAAACACGCUACCGCUUGUGCGCUGCCAAAGUGUCCUUGGCUCUGUCCCCAUCAACGGGUCAUUCCACUAAGAUGGACCAGCUGAACUCAGUUGCUGAAUCGUUAGAUUGUCCAGCGCCGUGGAUGCAAGCUCGAAACUGUACCCCAGCAGAUUGCCAGCGCCCCUGGGGGAGUUCCGUUCGGGCGGACGAAGAAGAUAAAUUGUCGCUGAAAAAUGUGGAACAACCCGGCUCGAUUAGGGCCAAAGAAAUUGCUAUUUAUGUGGGUCUGUUCCUUUCAUUGGCUCUUCUACUUGGUAUCUUGGCUGUGGUGAUUGCUCGACGACGCACGCUGAAGCUCACAUCUGUCCAAAUGAUGCCCUAUCCAUGUUGUUUUCAAGGUAAAAAGCACCAGGAGAAAAGUGCCAAAAUGACCAGAGAUUUGUUAUUGACCAACGAUUUCAAACAAUCCACAAUCACGUUUAAAAAUCCAAGCGCGGUCGAUCCACGUCAGUUGGACGAGAGUAUGCGCCCCGUGCGUGGUACCUCGGUGCCAAACGGUUCACAACUCAUGGUCAGCCAGUACAACAGCAACAACAACAACAACAACAACAACAACAACAGUGGUAGCAAUAACAAAAGCAACCUUGUGAAUGGGUUGCGUCAAGCACAUCCGUCCGUAACGAUUUACCCAGCACAUACCGUGCAGAUGCCCACACAAAACCUCCAUUUCGCUAACAGUCUGUCAUCUGCUAGUGCAACACCUCUCUUGCCACCACCACCACCACCCCCGCCACCACCACCACCACCACCUUCUCUUCCACCGAUCCCAACAAACCCGAUGCUCACCGGGCCUGCCAGCGGAGCAUCAGAAAUCAGUGGCUAUACUGGCAGUAUUCCGAGCACGCAGUAUUUUCUUGCUGGUAUGCCACCUGCAACCCAAAUGAUUCCACCGGGAUGUGUAUUGUCCUCAUUACAAGCCCCAAACUCGGUCGAAUACAUGAUGACCCCAACCACAUACAGUCAGAUCGAUCCAUCUCCCACCGAAACACCCGAUAAUCGGGAUGUCGAAGGUGGUCUGCCACGCCUGGCUCAACCUCAACCCCUAUUUAACGGCGCUAUUUUGACUCCUGUAUCAACCGGUAGCUCGUCUGGCCAAUCACCUGCAAAUACUGCCACAACAGCUAUCGGAUCGGGAAACGGGGGUGGAAGCAGUAGUAACGGGUCGCUGGGCGUGACCGGGCAAGUCGGUCUCAUCCCGGUCCCCGGGACCGGUUACAAUGCGGAUACCAACGAGCCGGAAGUUGCAGCCUAUGAGAUGCACUCCCGACCACCCUCAGGUCUGUACCACGAAUUGUCAUUGGAUCGUAGCUCAAUCGGUCGUGUUUCAUCUUCCCAAGAGAACAAUGCCAAUGUCAGUGCCGAGGAAACGGAGACCAUUGUGCGUGGCAGCAUGUCCGCCAACGGUGGUUUGUUAUGUCUGUUCUCCUCGGGUAAGUCAAACGUUCGAUUCUAUGCGUUACACCAACAACUCUUCUGA